Molecule: messenger RNA, 3868 nt
Organism: Rhizophagus irregularis DAOM 181602=DAOM 197198
Lineage: Eukaryota; Fungi; Glomeromycota; Glomeromycetes; Glomerales; Glomeraceae
Biological process (GO): endosomal transport; endocytosis
Cellular component (GO): plasma membrane; cytoplasm
Molecular function (GO): calcium ion binding; protein binding
Source: RefSeq, a predicted model, not a curated record
CUUUUAUCUUUAUACUACAUAAUCCAACUCUUACAACUUUCUUUUAUUGCAAGUAAACAAUAAGCUUUUUAUCAUAAUUGAACAUUUACUUUUUGGCAUUGAAGCUUAUUAACAUUUUUAUAAAGAUCGAAACAAUAUAUCGUUUAUAAUAUUACUAUGGAUCUUUCUCGGUCUCCUUCCCUUAUUAAAACCAAGGGGCCAGAAAUUACUCUUUCAAGUGAAGAAAAACGUGUAUAUAGCCAACUUUUUCAAGUUGCUGAUGAAGAGAACAAAGGUGUGAUUUCUGGACAAAAUGCUGUUAAACUCUUUGUGAAAUCUCAUUUGCCAUCAUCAGUUCUUAGCAAUAUCUGGCAAAUUGCCGAUAAUGAAAAUAAAGGUUUUUUAACACAACAAACUUUUAGUGUUGCUUUAAAGUUGAUCGCUCAGGUACAAAGUGGUAAAUCGCCUGAUCCGUCUAACCUUAACGCCGAAGUACCUGUCCCUCGGUUUGAGGGUAUUGACAUUGAACCAUAUGAAAAGCCGGGACAAAUUAUUACAGAUGAAGAUCGUGAAAAAUAUAAAGACAUGUUUUAUAAGCUUAAUCCGAUUAAUGGCAUUUUAGAGGGUGGAAAAGCUAAAGAAUUUUUCAUGAGAUCAAAGUUAAAUGUUGAAAAGCUUGGUCAGAUUUGGACAUUGGCCGAUACGAAAGUGCGCGGAAAAUUGGAUUUGCCAGAGUUUAUUAUAGCUAUGCACCUUAUACAACAAACUAUGAAGGGUUCAAUUAAAACACUUCCUUCUGAACUCCCCAACGGAUUUUAUGAAAUGGCAUCAGGGACAGAAAUAAACACUCCGGCUUCUCCGCCGAUUUUUGCUAGAAAUUUGAGUUCACCUAGACCAGGACAAUCUCCAGUUACAAGACACAUGACAUUAGAUUCAGGUACAAUAACACCCUCUAUUUUUCAGGAUAAUUCAUGGGAUGUGACUGAAAGAGAGAAAGCAUCAUUUGAUCGGCUUUUUGAUGAAGAAAAUAAAAAUGGCUAUAUUACAGGUGAAGGGGCUGCAAAUUUCUUUAUGAAGUCAAAACUGCAUCACGAUCAGUUGGCUCAGAUAUGGGAUCUUGCAGACAUUAAUAAAUCUGGUCGUCUCAGUAGAGAUGAAUUUGCAGUCGCUAUGCAUUUAAUUACUAAAAAAAUGGCUGGUGUACCAUUACCUACACGUUUACCUGAUAGUCUAAUUCCGCCAUCAAUGCGACCUGUGACUGCGAGCCCAUUUAAUGAUUUAAAAAGGUCAACAACGAUGAGUAAUAAACCAAGUAGACCACAUACUUCUCAACCAAGUGAAUCGGAUUUAUUUUUUGAAUCAUUACAAUCAUUACAACACACCGCCGCUGCCUCACCUAGUCCAUUUUUUUCAAGUACAGCUUCUCAAAGCGGGAACGAAUUUGAUUUGCUUGGUGACACCGAUAUAAGUACCAAGAUUGCACUCGAGAGCGGUGAAAUAAAAAAUUACAAAUUACAGUCCGAAAAUUUGAACAAAGCUAUUACCGAUCUUAAAACUAAUCGGGAGAAUGUAGACUCUAAUAUUUCUUCAUUAGUUACGCAAAAGCAAGAUAUGAUGACACAGCUUUCGCAAAUUCGUACAUUAUAUGAAUCGGAAGCCAAAGCUAUGCGAGAAGUUCAAGCCAAAUAUGAAUUAGAACAUGAAAGUGUCGAGCGGGCUAGACAAGAACUUUUACAGGCAGAAAAUGCCUUUAAAGCAUUGCAAUCAGAAAGAGAUCAAUUGCAAGCUAAUAUUCAGAAAGAUCGUGAUGAAACACUUGAUAUCAAGAGAAGAAUGAGAAUUAUAGAAGAGGAAACUGUGUCAAUUAAAAUUGAGAUAGAAAAGUACAAAAAAGAUGAAAAACAACAAAAGGGAAUUCUGGAUAUUAAUAGGAAGCAGUUAUCGGCUGUUGAAGGAGAAAAGGAAAAAGCAUUUAAAACCUUGCAAGGCUUCGAAGACAAGAACUUAUCAUCGGAUGAAAUUAAUGAUCCAUUUGGUAAUGGGGCUUUUACACCUCUAGCAUUUAAUCCAUCAAAUACCACGCAAGGGCCAGGAAUUUCAACUUCUCAACCGAUUGUUGACUUCAAUGAUUUUCAAAAACCAUCUAAUCAUAGCCACCAUGGGUCUCUAUCUUCAAUAAGUGGAUCUCGUGUAAAAAGAUCAAUGUCAAAUACAUCCACAGCUUCUAAUUCGACUUUAGGAACUUCAAGCAUCAAAUCAGCACCUUUGAAUAAUAACAAAUCUGAUGAACUUUCGUUUGAUAAACCUAUAACGGUAGCAAGUUCUAAACCAUCCGAAUUCGAGAACUUUUUAAGCGAUCAAAUAUUGAAUACUCCACAAGAGAUUACAGCCAAUGCUGAAAAUAAUAAAGUUAAUCCCUUUGAUUCUACUUUCAAUGAUCCUUUUGGUGUGGUUAGUAAUGAUCAAACUAAUAAGUCAAUUCAAAAUACUGAAGAAAGUACGGCAAAGCAAGACAUAUUUAAAGAAAGUGAAAAAAGUGAAGCAGAUCCGUUUGCAAAUAUAAAUAACGUUCCAACACCCGGAAAGCCUGUUUCGAAUAAUGAUGAUUUAAAUUCUGAUUCAUUUACAAAGGAAUUUCCUUCCAUAGAAGAACUUGAAGCUUCUAUGACUAAUGCAUCUAAUUCAGGGUUUGAUAACAAUUUUAAUAGUUUAAUAACCAAUAAUGAAAAAAAAGAUGAUAACUUAAUGAAUGUGAAUAAUUUGAUGGAAACGAUUCAAAAUGAAAAAUCGGACAAUACUUUUUCUAUUGGUACUACUGCGGAAGCUGUGUCGGUAAAUAAUAUGGAAAUCAAUACUGAUAACAAAGAUACAAACAAUACUUCUAACAAGGAAUCUGAAUCACCUUUUUCUAUUUUGGCGGAUUCGACAGAAUCUGCUGAAACUGCUUUCCCACCACUUCAGGAUCCUGAUGCUUGGGUUUCUAUAGAAAGUUCAAAAUCUUUCGCACCGCAAGAUGAGUUUGAUGCAGCUUUUGGUGAUUUAACUGAAGCAAAAGUUACCAAAACUCCUCCAAUUGAGUUUGAUACUGGGUUUGAUGAUGCGGAUUUUGAAGAAGAUGUUAAUUUUACGUUCGAUACACCUACAACUCUUACAAAAUCAUCUUCAACUAGCAAUAACAAUACUCUUACAUCUUUUAAAACUAACAAUUUUGCGAAAUCUUCACUAGAUUUUGAUAAAGACGAAAAUUUAUUCGAUGAUUUUGAUCCAUUUCCACCAAACGCACCAUCUUCCAAUAAACCCAAAGCUAAUCUUGACGCAGCAUUUGGUGGUAUCUCUGCGGAACCUUCUAAAACAAAUUUCGACGACUUUGGUUUCGAUGAUGCCUUUUCAGAGUUUAUGCCAGCUGAUAAAAAAUCAACGACUAAUACGUCAAUAAAAGCUUCAACAUCAUCUCAGCCAAAGUUACAGCCAACUACUCCUGCAAACUCUAUUGAAGAUGAUGAUAUUGACGAUGUAAAACGACUUUUAGUUAUGGGUUAUAGCAGAGAUAGAAUUGUUAAAGCUCUCGAACAAAAUAAUUAUGAUUUUGAAAAAUCACUAAAUUUCUUAGUUGAAAAUUCAUGACUCUUUUGAUGUAAUUUAAAUAUGCAACUUAUACACUUGUCUCCUGGAUUGAAAAUUUAAUAUCUAAUUGAGGCUUAAUCCAAUCAAAUCAGAUUUUAAUUUAUGAAUGUGUUUAGUCAUUAUUUCUUUAUGAUAUUUUCUUUAAAUUAUUAUGAAAAGUUGAUUUGAUACAAAAUUUUAUAGAUUAGUAAAUUAAAUUCUUAAGCUGAAGAAAAACCUUAUUUAUUAUUUUAUAUUUCUUGUAAGUUAAUAAAUUUAUGAAAAA